AUGGAUGUCGCUCAACGCGGGAGAUCCGACAGCAACGAGGCUACAGGAAAGCCACGAACAGGCAGCAAGGGCGCAAGCUCACUAACAUCCCUACAUGACAUCGUGGACGCGCUGCAGGGCUUCAGCCACAGAUAUGACCUAGAAGUGCAGGAGCUCCGUGCGACGGUUGCCAAGCUCACAGCUGAAAAUCGAAAGCUCAUGCGAAGAACUUGCGAUUCAGACGGCAGUACGACGAUGACCAACACAUGGACUUCGUCUGCCCCACCUUCGUCCAUUCAGGAUAGUAACUCGCCCAAGCCAACAUCAAAGAUAGCCAGCUUCAUCGCGGAAGAGCCUGACAAGCCUGACUGCGAAGACGAUCCGACGUUUGAUCCGUUGGUGGAUGUGGAAGUGUUGGAGGAGAUCAGCCCCCUAGAGUAUGAGGCUCGACGACGGGCCUCCAAUUCCGACGAGCUCGCAGACACCGGUUUCCAUCGGAGCGUGUCUUUUGCGGGAUUCAAGUUGAAAAGCCUUUGGACUACUGAAGUGCUCGGCAAGACAAGAACUCCCCAAGUGGCUUUUGUUCCUCCGCCGUCCACAACAUCGACGGCACUCCGCUUGCGCCCAACGGUAGCGGUCAAUGCUGCGGCCAUAGGCAUGGCAGAGCUCUAUCAGGGCUGGGUGUCUCGUUUCAUUGCCCGUCCUGGUGACCGCAAGCGACUUCUUUGGGACUGCUGUGGCUUGCUGUUUAUCGUUUACGACUGCAUUGCCAUUCCUAUCAAUGUGUUCGACCCACCAGUGACAACAUUCACGAUGUUUAUGGACUGGCUCACGCUGAUUUUUUGGACCUUGAACAUUGGUGCCACCCUGACCACGGGCUUUGUGAAGGAAGGUUUGGAGGUGUUGUCUCCCAAGGAGAUUCUAAAGAAUUAUCUCCGAACGUGGUUCAUCAUUGACAUGCUCACUCUGGGACCCGACUGGACACUCGAGAUAGUUGCCCGAACCGCCCCCGUCGGCGACGCUGGUGAAGGGACUUGGGGUGACAGCGCUGGUAGCCAAUCGGUGAGACUUCUCCGAGUCCUGCGUUUCGUGCGAAUUGCACGUUUGCUUCGAUUAUUGAAGCUGAAGCUGCUUCUGGAAGCUAUAGGUGACGCUAUCCCCAUGUCAGAAUAUGCAACGAUUGUUGGCAGAGUGGCGCAGAUGGUUGCUGUGCUCCUGUAUCUGAACCAUGUCAUUGCAUGCAUCUUCUAUGCAACUGCUUCGUUGGCAGCGGGCCAGAACACGUGGACUACCGAGUAUGGCUUGCUUGCCCGCCCUUGGACAGACCAGUAUGCUGUUGCAUUACAUUGGUCGCUCACGCAGUUCACGCCCGCAUCCAUGGAUGUACAACCACAAAACACCAUCGAGCGCUGUUUCGCCAUAAGCGUGGUGAUUUUCGCCUUGGUUGGCUUUUCCUACGUGGUUGGAGACAUCAGCAGUUGCUUGACGCAGCUCCGGAACAUGUCCGAGACGUCUUCGAAAGAGUUCCGCAAGCUGCGUACUUUCAUGAGGAUGCACAAGGUGCCCCGAUUGCUGGCCUUGCGUGUGACGAAGUUCGCUGAACAUGCAUACAGCAAGCAGCGGGAGGCAAUGCCGAUGAGCAAGGUGACUUUGCUCAACCUGAUCUCCGAGCAGCUCUUGGGUGAGUUGACCUUUGCAAUGAACAAGCCCCAUUUGGUUGUUCAUCCGUUGUUCGAGACCAUGGAGCUGAAUGCGACUUUAUUCCUGCAGCGGAUGUGCAUCAAGGCAUUGGCGCCGAAGCAGCUCGCACACAACGACUUCCUCUUCGUUGCUGCAGAACAGGCCAAAGAGAUGACCUUUCUAACCUCAGGAAUGCUGCUUUACAAAAAAGUCUCGCACGAGGAAUACGUACAGAUAGAUUGCGAUUGGAUAACGGAACAAGCCCUCUGGCUGACAAGCUGGGAGCACCUAGGCACUGCAGAAUCUCUGGGCGAGUCCACACUUGUCAGCAUCGACUCAGAGGCGUUUGGCAGCGCUUGGUAG
This is a messenger RNA of Symbiodinium necroappetens, 2022 nucleotides long. NCBI's taxonomy places the organism in Eukaryota, Dinophyceae, Suessiales, Symbiodiniaceae. The record is from the annotation of a GenBank genome assembly.